Messenger RNA from Bathycoccus prasinos, 2925 nucleotides. RefSeq lists its product with no specific name. The record is from RefSeq and is a predicted model, not a curated record. The transcript has a single exon. Lineage: Eukaryota; Viridiplantae; Chlorophyta; Mamiellophyceae; Mamiellales; Bathycoccaceae. The coding region runs from base 1 to 2925 and encodes 974 amino acids. Gene Ontology annotation, molecular function: protein binding.
AUGACGAGUGCGAAAUUGGGCCUCGUGACGACGUCGUCGUCGUCGGGAAGAGGCAUUUUUGGUGUCGGGCAAACAACGCGACGGGAGAAACGACAGCGUUUCAGAAGAACGACUUUCACGACGGAGAGAAGGAAGAGGAGGAACGGUGAUGACGACGAUGAUGAUGAUGAGAACAGUCCUUUCUUCUUUUUCGGGUUUGGGCGGCGUCGAGAGUCUUCGUCGGUUUGUGCGUCUUCGUCGUCUUCCUCUUAUCCGCCGUCGUCCUCUUCUUCCAACGACGACGAAAGAAGAGAAAGCGUAAGAACGAGCAAAAGCGCGGAAAAGGAGAACCGUGAUGAGAGACGACGGUGGAGGAGUGGGAGUGCGAGUAGCAGCAAAAGCGCAGCAAACGCCUCCUCCACGAAGAACAACAACAACGUUACGUCUUGGAGGUCUCCAAACUCUUCUGCGUCGUACGGGAAGAACCAACGAAGACCAACGUCGUCGACGGCUUCGUCUUCCUCUUCUUCUUCUGCUCCUUCUUCGAUGAUGUCGCAGUUUUCGAAAACGGCCACUCCGGCGGAAAUAUGCCAAUCCGUUCUCUCUGAACUGGAAAAGAAUCCGGAUAAACCAGGUUUACGAGUGACCGUAUUCAGCGCCGUGCAAGCGUUGGCCAUCGAUCGAGACUGCGUGUUGCACUGUUGCGCUUUGUUGAGGGAGUGUUUGAGCGGGAAGUACGGCGAAAACGCCGUGUCGAUCGUUUCCCCAGCGACGAUUGCGUUGCUCGUGCGCGUGGAGAGGGCGCGAACGAAAGCGCUGGGAUAUAGAAAUAGAAGUUCGAGUCGCAUGAGAUACGUCGCGGCGGUGUUCAAGUUAGCCGAAGAGAAGUACAAAGCGCGGAAAGGCGGAGAAAAGAUAUUUUGUUCGUUGGAAAGUUAUUGCGACGUGAUUCAGAUAUUAGCCAAGUUUUGUUCAGAAGAAGACGAGCAAGGGUACUAUGGCAGGUUGCAACGGCAGGCGCCGUAUAGUUCUCUGAAAGCAGCGGCGGCGAGGAGUAGCGGUAGUAACAGUAGCAAUAAUAAUAGUAAGAAAUUACUCGAUCCAAAGUGUCUCGCACUCGGACCGAGAGUAGAGCCGACGUUGGACACGGCGUUAGAUUUUUGGCGACGUCUUGAAACGCACCUCACGGAGGAGAAGAAAACGUUUCCGGCCGAGUUUGACAACAACGCGGUCGUCUCCGGCGUCCGAGCUUUCGUCUCCGCGAAGAAGCGGUCCGAGGCGGAACGGUUUUUAUCGAAAGCCAAUCCAAAGUUACUCUCGGCGUCUUGUUUCAACGUGUUGAUUGAAUCGUUUGGAGACGAAAAGAACGUCAAAGGUAUUGAAUCGACGCUGAAAAUGAUGCGGGGAUUCAACGUCCCGGAAAACGAAGCCACGUUUGGCGCUUUAGUCACCGCGUUUGCCAAGUGCAAUCGACUCGAUAAAGCCGAAGAGUUUCUUGAACUCGCUGGGAGGAAGAAGUACGCCACUGCGAGGUCGAAACCAGGCGUGCGCGCGUACACGUCGUACAUCCAACGUUUGUGUCUGGCGAGACGGGUCGACGAGGCGAGGAAAGUGUUGUUCGACGGCAUGCUCAGAAGAGACAAAAUUGACGUGAAACCAAACGUGCACACGUUUACGGCGUUCAUUGACGGUCUCAACUACAGCGAAUUCGAAACGCCGGGGAGCUUAAAAGAAGAAAAGAAAAUCAUUACCGAGAUGUUUAAAGUGUUAGAAGUGAUGCAAGCGGUGAACGUGAAACCGACGACGGCGACGUUUAACGCCAUUCUCAAACGCGUCUCCGUCUUGUUCUCGUCCAAUUCCUCCGUGAAGAAUAAACGAGUGGACGACUACGCCAGAGUAGUCAUCGACGAGGUCUUUAAGAAGAUGGAAGAGGCAGAGUGUUCGCCAAAUCUCAUCACGUACAACACGUUAAUAGACGCCUCAGUAGCUUCGGAUCGACCGAACGAUGCGUACGAAUGGCUUUCGCGAUUAGCGGAGUCGGGAUUGAAACCAGAUCAGUACACGUACGCGACGUUGUUGAAAUUCUUCGCCUUGCGAAGAGACGCGAGCGGGACGAAAUGGGUCCUGGCAGAAAUCGAUCGUUUGCGCGUGCGCGUAGACGUGAGAGUAUACAACGCGGCGUUUAACGCCCUGGCAAAGAGCGGUGAGAUUGAUGAAACCGUUGAUUUGAUUCGCGAGUUGGAAAGUACGACGGGCGUUUCGCCAGACGCAGCGAGUUAUUUGGUCAUCAUCGACGCCUACGCCGCGGAUUCGAAAAUCGAAGAUGCGGUGAGAGUGUACGAAACGUUUUGUAGAGGCGAGAGCGAGGAAAAUGCGGCGAAAACGGACGCGCGAACGAGAUCGCGCAUGGUGAAGAUACUUUGUGAUUCUAAGAAGACCAACGCGUCGUUGUUUCGAGACGCGGACGGUUGGAUCGAGCGUAUCAUCGAAGAAGAUUCGGUUUCGGAAGACGAGAGAAUACAACUUCGUCAAGCUACGGCACAGUACUUGACGACAAAAUCGAGUAAUACCGCGGCGAACAGACAAAAGAAAAUGUUGUCGUCGUCGUUGUCGUCUUCUUCUCAACAGCAAAAAACCCCGCGCGUUGUCAUUCGCGAAGCGGUUUUGCUUCCGAGAGACAACGACGCCAACGUCGGUUCCCGAGACGAAGGCAUGUACGCCAUGUACUCGAUGGAAAAAGAAGACGACAGCGAUGAAAUCAAACUCACGAAAACAAACGUGCCUUGCGAUACGGAUCAAACUUUCAAAUGGGAUAGAGGUGUUGAGAUGUGGAAAUUUUGGUUAGGCAUUCCGAACCGGUACUAUCGCGAUGCGAAUUCACCUUUUACCGACGAAGACGAAGAGAAUCCUUUAUCAGGAUCAGGGAACGGGCCCGUCGAGGUUUAG